This is a messenger RNA of Bicyclus anynana (squinting bush brown), 7255 nucleotides long. RefSeq lists its product as uncharacterized. The record is from RefSeq and is a predicted model, not a curated record. NCBI's taxonomy places the organism in Eukaryota, Metazoa, Arthropoda, Insecta, Lepidoptera, Nymphalidae. The transcript is spliced from 10 exons. The coding region runs from base 704 to 4711 and encodes 1335 amino acids. Gene Ontology annotation, molecular function: protein binding.
UGACAGAAAUCUUAAUCUUUGAAGUAUUUAUUGUAACUUUGGGAAUUACAAAAUAAGAAAACAACAAAAUUCACUAAUCUAGAUCAAAUUUAAAUUAAUGAAAUGAAAACUUAAGAUCCGAUAUUUUGUGAUAACAUCCAUAACUAAAAUCUCUUUAAUUCGUGUAAAGACGUCUUUGCAAGGAUACUGCGACAAUACAAAGAAUACUUUGCAACCAAACCUUUCGUGACAAUGUCUGCAUCUGUUGACUAAAAUUUGAAACCUAAUAAGCUUUUAACAAGGUCAACAGUUUUCAUCAACUCGUAGUCGACAAAAAUAAUUAGGAAUCGGUACAUACAAUCACAUUUGUGCAAUCGGUCUGCCUUAAAUUAAAGAUAAAGUGUUAGUGUCCGCGAAAAUGAUGUGUACUUUGUUUUUCGCAAUCACAACGUUACAUGAACAUGGAUGACCUAAAAUGCGAAUACGUAAAGAAAAAAAGAUGCUUUGGAUUGUCUCAGAAAGUGCGAGUUAAAAAACACAAUAAUGAUAGGUACUUCGAUUGUAGAUAAUCAAACGUAAUCACAGUAUUAACGAGUGAUCAGUGAGUGUCUCAGCAUCAAAAGUGAAAAUGUGAUGUGUCAAACUGAUUGUUUACUUCACGACGGACAGGUGACGGUGAGCGGUUCGUAGAAGUGGUACGCGAGGGCGGCGGGAGGCGGGCGGUAUGUCGGGCCGUUCGAGUCCCGUGAACGGUGGCUACGACGCUGCCGAGCCCGCCAUGAGGCUCUCCGUGCGCAAGGACCUGUUCCCUGACGCACGGGCGUCCGAGCCGUCCACCGACUCGGAGUCCGAGGAAGAGCUCGUGUCCUGCGUCAAGCUGGAGACCGACUUCGAGCAGAGCAUCGACGCCAUCGCGCACCAGAGGAUGCAGAUGAACGGAGCGCUGCCGUCCCCGACACGUUCUCGCCACCGAAAGCACAAGCAGCGCUCCAGGCGCGACACCAACCACUCCACACUCAAUGGGUGUCUUCCCAAAGAGAGGAAGCGGAAAAAACGUUCUCGUGAUCCCCACAAAAGGACACAUACAUCAAAACGUGUAGUGUCACAAGUGAAAGGUGGAAAAAACUUAAAUUUAGUUAGUAGUAGUGAGUGCCACGAUGAGGAGGAGGUUGAGGAGGCAGAAGAAGAUAGUGAAAGUUCAGACGAUGAAGUGCUAGGCCAUAGUGUAAAGUUACCGUUAAUUAAUGUGCAGAGAGCUAGUGGCAAACCUUACAGUCAUAGACUUAGUCAAUUAUCAUCAAAAAAGAGUAAAUCAAAGGAACAAAGGACUCAUAUAGUGAUACCCUGUAGUGGAAAACCUCGAUCUAUGCUGGAUCUCUGUAGUUCUCGUAGCAAAAAGAAGUCCAAGAAAUCUGAUAGCAGUACACCCACAUACCGAAGUCAGAUAGUGGAUACAAAUACUAAAAUCAAAAUUAAGAUUAAACGAACAAGUUUUCAAGAAGUGGUAGCCCCAACACCAACAUCAGUAGCUGAUAUUGGACAGAGAAAGUCGAAAAAGAAGAGAGCAGCAUCACCAGUGGCCAGUGCGAGCUCCGGUGAGGAGUAUGAUCCUUCGAGAGGGGACGCAGUGAUGAGUGUUGCUGCACCUAAACCUCGCGCAACCCGUUCUAAACCUAAAAAAUCUAAUAAUAAUAACUCCAAAACUAAAGAUAAAGCUCAAAAGACUGAAUGUACUAGAAGUAGUGAAACAGAUAGUAAGGGAAGUGGGCCUCAGAGUCCAUGGGCGCAUUCCAUGCCUGAAGAGAUUUUAGUUAAAAUUUUUGAAAAUGUUGUACAACAAGGUACAUUGCCAGCUGUAAUCAGGUUGGGUAGGGUGUGUAAGUUAUGGCACAGUGUCAGUUGUAGGCCCGAGCUGUGGAAAAAUGUUGACCUUGCACAGUACACUGUUGAAAAAUGCAAAACUGACUACAAACUAGUCUGGCUACUAGAAAAUCGUUUAUCCCAAUGUCAAUCUUUAAAUAUUGCUCAAUGGAAGGUGUGCAACGUGUCGUGGGUGCUAGCGUGUGUGGUGGACUACUGCCCCGGGCUGGUGGAGCUGAGCGUGGCGGGCUGGAGCCGCAUCACGCCGGAGCAGCUGUUCGACGUGGUGCAGGGGCUACCUAAGCUGCAGCGGCUCGAUCUCUCACUGACGUCGGAGACGGGCGGGUCGAGCACGUGUCUGUCGGCGGCGUCCAUGGCGCGCGUGGCGAGUCACUGCGGCGCGCGUCUCACGCACCUCACGCUCGCCAACAACAAGUUCUCUGCGCUGCCGCAAAUACUCUCCUCAGUCGCCAGUCACUGUCCGAAUCUCGAAGUGCUAGAUAUAUCUGGUGCUCAGGCGACGUCUCAUCCGGCCCCUAUACCCCUGGAAGCUCUGCAGAAGGGAUGCCCUAAGAUCAGGGUAUUCAGGGCAGCCAAUGCUCAGUUAGUUCUAGCUUCGGCCACGAAGACUCAACAGAUGGAGGCCGGUGGCUGGACCCAGUUGGAGGAGGUAUCGAUAGCCGGCAGCGUGGCCGAGGAGCGCGCGUGCGUGGGGGAGUACCGGCUGGGGGACGACGCGCUGGCGCGGCUGGUGCGCGGCGCCACGCGGCUCAACCUGCUCGACCUGCGGGGCCUGCAGCGCAUCACCGACUCGGGCCUGGUGCGGGUGCCGGCCUGGGACUUGCAGCAUCUGUUCCUCGGAGGGUGCAACGUGUUGCGGCAAACGAACGCGUGCCUGGAGCUGAUCUGCGAGAAGUGGUCGCACAGCCUCAUAGAGCUGGACCUGUCGUGGGCCUCCAACGGCAAGGUGCUGCACGCCGCCGUCUGCGCGCUGGCCGAGUCCCCGAGCAGCAAACUGAGAGUUCUCAAUUUGUGUGGAUCGUCUGUCUCGUAUGAAGCUAUCAAGAAAGUGCUACUGAGAUGUCCUUGCUUAGAAUCGCUAAACUUAAGUUCAUGUCGUGCUUUGCCGAGAGGCAUGAAACGUCUUUACACGGGAAAGGAACUUCAGGACCUCAAAGACAGCUUGGACCCGGAAAAAAUUAAAGCCAAAGAGAGCAAAACUGAAGAAUCUAAAAGGAAAAAGUCAAAGACGCAGACCUCCAAGACUGAAGAAGAAAAAGAUUCCGAAAAGAAUGACACGGCUGAAAGUUGUAGUAGUAAAGCAGAAAUUAAAUCUCCCGACAAGUCUUCCGAUACUGUGUUCCAGGAGCCGAAAAGUGUACCCGAUUUAAGUACCAGCGUUUCCGAAAAGCGUGCAUCUGUCGAAAAACAAAUGACAUCUUCCCCUAGUAAUAAGGUCGUCGAGCAAUCGAAAACUGCGUCAGAGAACGCAAGCUCAGGUGCUGUCCGACAAAUAUCGAGUCCGCUCGCUCAAUCCAAACCCGACUCGUCAUCCACCCCCAGGUCAGACUCCGUCAAAACUGACGCGGGAAGUCCACACUUUAGUCCCGUCCAAAAGCCAGACAGUCAGGUGCCCAGUAGCCCUGACGUUCCCCCAGAGUUGACAAAGGGCAACCAUUCUUGGAAUUUAGGUCAGUUUAAAAGUACUCCUUCUCAUAAAUCUGAGGCGAGUCCACUCAACAGAUUAGAAAGUCACACAAAAAUACGACAAGGCAAAGGCAUCGAGCAAUGUAGUCCGACGACUUCUCUCGAGAACAAACCUAGUCCCGAAACUAUAGGAAUGAAACAAGAUAUAAAGAAUCUCGGUAAUUGGAACUACAGCACAUCGGGCUACAGCCCGAUGCCUAGACAAGAGAGUCAGUUCUCUUCACAGAGAAGUCCAUAUUCAACUCAGCCCAGCCCCGCUCAGCCGAGUCCCUACUCGACUCAACCCAGUCCCUACUCCACGCAGCCCAGCCCAUACUCGUCGCAGCCUAGUCCCUACUCCGCUCAGCCGAGCCCGGACACGAGCCAGAUCGUCAAGCCGGAUCUGCAGAAGCCAGGAGCGUGGAGUACUGAUAACUUCAGUCCCAUGCCUAAGCAUCACGCUCCGUUUUCACCGCACCCUUCCACUCACGCGAGCCCCGACCCCGGCCUGGGAGUCAAGAGCGACAACAUUCGGAACAAUCCAAACAGAACGCCCGGUCAGUACAGCCCGAUGUCGCGCCAGCAGCACCACAGCCCCUAUUCGCCCCGACCGAGCGUAGAGAACAGUUACAGCAACAAUAAGAAGAGUCCGGCAGGCGUCGGCAAGUACAGUCACCUGCCGAGCCCCGACGGAAGCCACGCAUCACGCCCGCACUUGAGUGCGAGGGCGCAGGACGUGUACGGGCGGUCGGUGCCCAAGGUGCUCGAGAUACCUCCGAACGUGCCUCCGCCAGAAAUCCCGAACUCUUGGGGCUUCAAUCCCAUGAACAGUACGACGCCCGGCAUCGAAUCGUUAGUGUGGGGAGCGUCGUCGUUCGGGACGGAGCCCGCGCUGCAGUCGCCGCUGCACUCACGCGUGGACAACUUGCCUACAAUGUUGAACACGCCGCCGCCGCAGCCGUGGGGCAACCUGUCGCCGUUCGACAGCGCAGUGCGGCGCGCGCCUGACGCGAGCGACCCGUGGACGCUGGGCCAGUUUCGCGUGGAGCCGCCCACCCAGGUGCACGACACGUUCGUGGAGCAGAACGUGAGCUUCGAGGGGCUGGGUGCGCACCUGGCGCACGGCGCGCACGCACUGCACGGCUACCUGGACGACAGCUUCUCCGAGUCGACGCGCGCCGACUGACGCGACACGCCGUCCUCGUAUCGACGUUCCCUGUCCGUCAGCUUCCUCGGCCCCGGGGUUCCGCUGAGACGUUCCAAUACACGCAUUGGAGUGAUGUAAUUAAACAUUUGAACAAUUAUUUGUUAGUGAUUGUAAAUAAGAUUAUCUAGAUAGUCGUAAGUUUAAUGAAGCUAGGAAUGCAUUCAAAUUAUUUUGCAGCCGAUAGUUUAUGAGAGAUGAUAAUUAAUUAUAUUAGGAGUUAGCGGAUCGAGAUAUAGAUGAUAUACGUUGUUUUGUACUCGAUUGUUAGAAUGUUCUCUUCAAUAUUCUUCGUUGAAUCUGUAUGUUUUUGGGAAACGAUUGAAAUAUAAAUUAUUUCUGAUGCAAGUCAGAAGUAGAUUUUUCCCGUAGGUAAAUCAUUAUGUUUGUUGUGUAAAUCGGUCUUAUGAAAAGCAAUAACAAUAGUAAUAAUAUAAACUGAAUAGUGCUACACUGUAGCUUAUAUUUGAUUAUAAAAAAUACAUUAUUUAAUAGAAAAAAAUUGAGGCCAUGAAUUGUUGUCUCAAAUAGCUCAAUGAAGUUUAUCUCAAUUUUAAAAUAUCGACAUUCCUUCUUAAUAGUUAUUUAUACAUAGUUUCAGAAAAAUGAGAUACAAUGUUAUAAAACUUUGUUUGCAUUGCUAAACCGUUAUUAUUCCGGAAAUAUUUUUUUUAUAUUGUUGACAUUGAAUGGAUUUAGAAAGUGAUCUGAGCGAUAGUUGAGCAGCUAUGUUAGUGAUUCUAUUAUAUUUUUAUUUUAAAUAGAUCCUUGUAAAGGAGUCAAUAGGACACAAUAUUUACCAUCUAUAUCAUAUAAUAAUUUGUCCGCUUAUCUUGAAACAUCUUUGUAAUAAGUAUCACAAUCAAAAAUUAUAUAAUAUUUAUGAAUUUAUGAAUUACUUGAGCACAAAAUCACAAUGUGAAAUUUGAAAAAAAAAACUGCAAAUGAGCUAAAUAUCGAAUAAGGCUAAAAUAUCAAAUCCUUAAAAGUAUUUAUGUUUACUCAAUAUUUUUAUGUUGCAAUGGAUAUUUCGCUAGCAUCGUCCUUUUUGUUACUGCCAGUAAUAAAAUAUUAUUAACAUUGCUGCAUUUGUAAUAAAAUCGAAAAUUAAUUAACCUGAUGAUCUAAAACCUGUGGCCUCAGACCAAUUAUUGCAAUGAUAAUUUUAUACUAUAGAUCGGUUACGUCCCUACAAAAUCACCGCAACAAGUGAUCUGAAAUAGGCUACAACGCUGAGCGCACACAUGCACAAUUUUGACUUGAAUUCCAUUAUAUUUAUGUAUAUAUUGUUUUUACACUUUCUGAACACACAACUCGACAUUGUAGACGGACGGACGGACGGACGGUUUAAAUAACGUUCGUACACAACCACAACUAACAGUGAGAUGUGGAAAUUUCCUCUUUUGAGCGCCUCAUUUUUCAUGUGCUAGUAACACAUCUAACAGUAUUUAACAUCAUUGAAUUAUUGUACCAGACCUGUCUCGCUAGACGUUACAUUAAGUAAAAACUAUAUAUGUAUACAUAAAUAUAUCAUUAGUAUAAUAAACACAAAAUUUUGCAUGGGUGCGCUUAGGGGGAGUAGAAAUUCACUUUUAGUGGUGAUUUUGUAGGCACGUAACAUAUCCAAUAGUAUAAAAUCUUUGAGAAACUCUGGUUAUAGAAGGCUUUUGGACAAUAGGUGAAUAAUUAAAGUCUCAAUACCCACUCCUAAUACAGUCUUUCCCGACUAGUUGGAGGAGAAUGGGUAUAUUGGACAUAUUGAUAAUAAUUAUAGAACUGCGCACAAAUGAGAGGAAUAGAUUUCCUGACUCUGGUAGUGUUUAACUUCAACAUUGCUAAUACAUAAAUGUAUAUUGUAUGCUCAUGACUCCAAUAAGAAUCAUCAAUUUAAUUUUUAAUAAGUAUAAUUGACAUUUUGUAAUAUAAUUUGACAUAAUUUUGUACCUUGAAAAAAUCAGCCAAAUGAUCUUGAUUUUCUUUUUGAAUAUUUUUUUAGAUGUUAAGUAUUUUAUGCCCGUUUUUAAGGCUCAGAAUUGGAAACAAAUGAAAUCGAUACAAAAAAUCUAAACAAACAAAGGCAAGUACAAAGUGCUUUGUAUAAAUUAUUUAUCUAUUAAGUAUUUGUUGUUGUAAUUCAAAGAGAACCGUGAAAUAACCAAAUAUUGUUUCAUUACCUACAUUAGCCUUAUUAAAUGCCUAUACUUUUACGAAGAAGAUAUUUUAUAGUUUUAUUAACUUAUUACAAAUCGGAGAAUAUUAUAAUAUACAUAAAUGUAUAAAAUAUAAUAUUAGGUAAAUAUUAAUGUUAAAUAAUCGUGUACUAUAGAAUGUAUAAAAUAAAGUUGACUAAUAUCUGUAAGUUUUGUUAUGUAGAGAUUUUUGUUUGUAAUAUUGUUACAUUACUGCGAGGACACACAUGCGGUCCAAUUUUUAUAAUCUAACCAAUAAAAUAUCGAUGUGGUUGUAUAUUUACAUUUUGAAUAGAUUGUAAUCUAUUUAUUAAAAUUCUUUCGUUGAAAUGAACAA